Paramormyrops kingsleyae is the source of this 1390-nucleotide messenger RNA. The record is from RefSeq and is a predicted model, not a curated record. NCBI's taxonomy places the organism in Eukaryota, Metazoa, Chordata, Actinopteri, Osteoglossiformes, Mormyridae.
UCCCAUUUCUGAGGCGACGCCUCCUGGUAAUUCUGAUAGGUUAGACAAACAUCAAUGUACGAUUGUAGGCGGGGAUUAUGGCAGUGUCUAUCUAUUAUUGGUUACGUAGCAACAGUUGAACCAAAAAUAUGAAACUCCGUGCAGUUUCUACAAGUCGUUCGGAGUGGUCUGUAGCGGAGUGGCUGUGUAAAGACAUAUACUGUGCAGAGAACAUUUAAGCGCAUUUUUCGGCAGCUAAAGGGCCAGAAGCUGAGUCCCUUUGUGGAGCGUGAAAAGAAUAUUAGCAACAGAGCAGAAGUCAGUGCAAGAUGAAGGUCUCUGUAAAGCCAGGUGCUAUCACUGGCCCCUCCCAGUCUUGGCCUGCAGCCCAUCGGCAGUGCUACCGCAAGGCCGGAUCCGGGGACAUCUUCCGAGGGGUUGACCUACGGCAGCUUCAGCGGCUGUUCCACACAUCGGGCGACCGGGAUGCGGAGAGGCGUGCUCGGCUUGUGUGGAGCCUCUGCGGCCGGCCAGAGCUGGCCAGUGCUCUCUGGGGGCUCCGGGCACACAGCUGCAAGAGGAGGCUGAAGGUGGAGGAGCCACACUGUGCCGUGUCCAGGUGGCUUCAUGCAUUUGGUCACCUCAGGAUUGAUGAGGGGUCAGCAAGCAGGUCAGACGAAGAGGAGGAUGAGGAGAUGGGGCAGGCAGCCAGCUGUGGGGGUGCUACCAAUGAUGAGGGCACAUCAGAGACUGAAGGAGACUCAGGGUCAGAGCUGCUGGAGACUUCACUUUGGCACCAAGCUGGAACCACCAAUCAGGGCAGCAGCAGAAACCAAGACUGUUACCUUCACCUUAUCCUACCCUGAUUGGCUACCUGGUGUCAGCUGACCCAGAAUGUCCUGCAGAUAUAUUCUCAAACUGAGAGACUAUAGUACGGUACAAUUUUUUCUCUCUUCAGUACAGUAUUGUGGAGGAGAGCUCUUUUGCUAGGUUAUAGCACUAAGAUUAGACUUGACCAGGAUAUGUACUGUAAGGAGCCAUUAGAUACUUCCUCUAGGCUGUGAUUUCCCAUGGGCACAGUUAGCUAGAUUAGUUGUAUCCUUAACUCCUGUCAUGGGUGGGUCACAUGUAAGUGUUAAUCAGCUGGAAGCCCAGAUGAAGGACAUCGAGACAGAAGGGGCUGGAGAAGGCUAGGCUUUUUGGAAACACAGCUUUAUACGUACAUUUUAUAAUUACAUGUGUACAAGGCAUGACAUUUGCUGCUGCCCCAGUUUUUUUGUCCAAAAACACAAGAAAUUGGGUGUUUUUGACUAAAUUCAAAUUCUGUUAUAAAUGUGUAAUUAUAUUAUGUGAGUGUUCUGUAUUAUUUCAUCUUUUUUGCUUGAGUUGUAAAAUCUUUUCGGUAUCUUCA